Messenger RNA from Polychytrium aggregatum, 1684 nucleotides. RefSeq lists its product as uncharacterized. The transcript has 2 exons. Gene Ontology annotation, molecular function: protein binding. The coding region runs from base 81 to 1367 and encodes 428 amino acids. The record is from RefSeq and is a predicted model, not a curated record. NCBI's taxonomy places the organism in Eukaryota, Fungi, Chytridiomycota, Chytridiomycetes, Polychytriales.
GCCCCCCCGACCCGCCUCCCUCGCACCGCCACCGCCCCUGUCCUGCAAAAUCGGCCUUGGGUCGCAUCUCGCUCCAUCGCAUGUCGCCCGCACGCUCGCAUGUUCUCCAUCUCCCAAAGCUCUUCUCCAUCGCAGACCCUGGCCGCCGUGGUCCUGGCGCAAUGAAACUCUCUGUCGCUCUUCUCUGCGCUGUGCUGCUGCACCUGCCCUUCGGGCUGGUCGCAGCCCAGCUCACCCCGCAGUUUGUCACCGAUCCACCCCUCCAGUCAACCAUCAACCCUGCCAACUCCUCGUUUGUCGUUACAAUCCAAUGGUCUGAGAGCCAAACCGCAUGGGAAAUGGCGCCAGGCAGUUCCUACAGCAUUUGUCUCUGGGGAUUGCCUGGCCAAAACACCCUGGCCACUCUGCCGGUGCCUUCAGCCCCAGGGAUCGUCCCGGUCAGCGUCCCAUUCAACAAGAACGUCACUGCGGGCCCCUAUUCGGUUCGGAUCUGCGCAACUCUCAACGGCGGCUGGGUCUGCCAAGAGCUCACUUCCCCGCAGCUGAUCAUCACCGACAGCGAUCUGCAGCACAUCCAAACCUCGGCCCCGACUCCGACUGCGACCCAGCCGUCAAAGUCCUCUGGACCAUCCAUUGUGGGAACAAAUGCUCCACCUGUCGAUGCAAACCUCACUGGCGGCUCUGGCAACAUGGCCAUCAUCAUCGGCGCUAUCGUGGGCACACUCUUUGGGCUCUUUGUUCUCACCCUGGGGCUCUACUAUCUCAUCUACAACAAGCACACUUUGAAGAGCGUCCCGACGACCAUCCCGGCCGACGAGGAGCGGCGGUCCACCCUACCCAGCUCGCAGUACCAGCUCCAGUAUCCUCGGCGAACAUCGAGUCUGUCACUGCCGCACCAGCUCGUUGUUGAUCCGUCGCUCGUUACCGGCCCCUCGGCACCCCAAACCUCGACGGAGCCGCUCGUGAAUCGCAACGAAACCAAUAGCUCUGCCGGCAGUGUACGCUCGUCCAUAUUCGCCUCAACCGACCAGGAGGCCGAGAUUGUCUUCAUGGCAAGCAACCUCGUUCGUCGCUCGGUCACGUCGGACGGCAAGCCUGUCGGCAAGGUUCCGAUGACUGAAACGGAGCGCAAUGCUCUUGUGCAGGUCAUGUCGCCCUCCCAGGGCAAUCUUCCGGACAUCCCGCACGUCUUUAUCCCCUGGACAGUCAAGGCGCCCUAUACCGCAAACAACACCGACGAGCUGACGAUCUAUCCGGCCGAACUCGUGGCGGUCCUGCAGCAGUUUAGCGACGGAUGGGGCUACGUCGUCAACAGCAGGGGUGAACACGGCAUGGUCCCGCUCAAUCACUUGAGGCCUCCCGCGUAGAAGUCGCCAGAGCUGGGCUAGUGUUUCCCGACAACUAUGAACAACAAGCUGACCGACUCUGGACAUAUACUCUUGUUUUUUUGGGGGGGGGUUCUGUGGCCGUCACCGCGGCAGCUUCGAGCAUCUGGCGGCUGCCUAUGCAGGGUUGUGACGAGCUGCUCUGCCGAGAUGUGCUCUGUUUUGCCUGCCUGCCGAAAUGUACUCCUCUGCCUGUUGCUCAUGCACAACACCAGAAACCCAAACAUGUUCAUGUGCCCAUGAAGAUGCAAUUCAUGUCGAUUCAUGAUGAACACGGCUCGCCUGUGUGGAUCCCGAAA